Drosophila innubila is the source of this 3415-nucleotide messenger RNA. It is a transcript of the gene IntS8, whose product is annotated as integrator complex subunit 8. Bases 226 to 3240 code for a protein of 1004 amino acids. The transcript is spliced from 7 exons. Gene Ontology annotation, cellular component: integrator complex. NCBI's taxonomy places the organism in Eukaryota, Metazoa, Arthropoda, Insecta, Diptera, Drosophilidae. Gene Ontology annotation, biological process: snRNA 3'-end processing. The record is from RefSeq and is a predicted model, not a curated record.
AAUGCAACAAAAACAACAAAAACACACGCAGUUUUUGGCCGAAUUGUAUUAUAAAAACUAUAUAAUUGAUAAUUUAAAAUGACAAAGAAGGUAUUUAAUUAUACCUAAAGUGAAAAGUCUGCCUACAAAACAAACUAAACGCAAUCCAAAACAUCCAGCCAUUAUUCUGACCGAUUCGAUACCAACUCUAAUCUGGCUGGGUUUUAAUUCUUUAAAAAAUACAGAAUGGAAGACCCAUUAAAGCCCAAGCCAGUGCCACUGGCAGCAGAAACAGUAUUGUGGUUUGAGUUUCUGCUUGAUCCGCACAAAAUAACACAGCACUUGCAAUGCAAAAAUCCAGAGCCCAGCGCCGUAGAACUCAUCAUGCAGUUUAUCAGCAUGACGCCGGACACCGCGAUGGCAUCCACUGUAGUGACGCCGGGCAGCGAUCUGCAGAAUAUAACGGGCGCCAGCGUGGGCGCCAAUGCAACCACGCCCGCAGCUUCAGCCGCUCUCAGUGUGCCGCCCAUGACACGACAGGCUGAGAUUGGACUGCAGCUGACACGUAAGCAACUGGCUCUGAAAAUUCUGGAGCUUAAGGUGGCCACUUGGCUUCGAUGGGAUCUGGAUGUGCUGGAGAAGAGUCUGCCGGUGGUGAUGCAGCUGGGUCUGUUGCGCGAUCUGUGCACCAUUAGCUAUGGACGUGCCGUCUCCAUUCCAUUCGCUAGUGAUUUUGAUUUUCGGAUUUCUGCUACUGGAAACGAGCGCGCUGCACGCUUCGCACUCACCAUCUAUCACCGCACGCUGCUCCGACUGCAGCUCAUCAAGGACAGCGCCCUGAAGGCGGUGCGUCCGCUCAUGUUUCAAACUGUGGAUCAGCUGCAGCAGUUUCUGGAGACGCCAACGCAGCCCUCCAUUGAGUAUUUGGAGCAAUUGUGUUUAUCUGCCGGCAGCAAGGCCUUCCAUGUGUUUCACUACGACAGCUUUGUAACGCUGCAAUGUGACAACCUGAGCACCGCCCAGAACUACGACAUGAUGCACCUGAUCACGCCCCAGGAACUGCGCGCCCAGCUGCAGUUCGAACUGGCCCAUUACUACCUCCACACCAAGCAGUAUCUGCUGGCGCGCGAAUCUGCAGCCGCCUGCAACAGUAAUCUUCAAUCGUUGCCCGCAGGUGCAACUCUUUACUUCUGUCACAUUCGGUCCGCGGAGCUGGAAGGACUGCUGCAGGCAUGUGGCAUCAGUGCACAGCAAAAAACGCUGUUGGAACGCUUUCAUCAAUCCCUGCUUAACAACUACGCGGACAUUGUGUCCAUACUGCGCCUGGACAAUCGUGCACGCGAGAUUCCACUGGUGAGCCGGCGCAACGUGGAACUGGACAUUGAGGGUGCCAUUUCGACGGGAUUGCUCAAGGAGACGCGGCAGUUGCUGCUCCAGGUAGCCGCUCUCAAUGUGGUGCGCACUGUCUUCGAGUGCGGCAACAUAUUUGGCAGUGUCGAGUACUUUGAGAAGUAUCGCGACCUGGACUGUAUGCCGCCCAUUGUGGAGGCCAUGCAGGACGCAGUGACGCACUGCAGCCAGCGGGAGCAGGCGGCUCUGAAGCACUUUAUCAUUGACUGUGUUCUGUAUCAGCAACAACAACAGCAACAGGAGCAAAGUCGACAGUUGCUACUCACUGCCAAGGAGAUGGGUAUCUUCAGCAAGGAAGAACUGGUGGAUUUGGACGAGCAGCUCGUGCAAGCAUCGCUGCCCGUGCUCAGCAGCUCCUUGGCCACACUAAGCGAUUGGAUAUGCCACUCAAAGUUGACUCGCGUGGAUGUUGCCGCCUUGGAGCGACAGUUGAUAACCUGCACCAAUGCCAACAGUGUCCGCAUACUGCUGGUCAAACUGUGUGGCACAGCGCCAGGCAAACCCUUGUGGGCCAUCAACCCCAGCUGGGAUGUUCCACAGCCUCUAAAGGCGCUAAUCAUGGCAAUGCAGGUUAGCUUUCUGCAGGACUUUAGCUACGUAUUAUUGGGAAAGGCAAGGGAGCUGGCGACCCGUGGCAACUAUAUCGAUGCCGUGUCCAUGCUGAGUGUGCUCAAGUCUGAGACGCAGCGACAGGAGCUGGUGGGCAGUGCACAGAUCAUGUGCAAGCUGAUAACGUGGGAAAUUCUUCACAUUCAAAUCACACAAUGUCUGGAGGAAUGGCAUCAAAAGCCACUUGAUUUGCCAGCUCUCGGUGUACGAUGUAAACAGUGUCUAGGUGCUCUGCAAGCGGGUGAUUCGAUGAUUCCUCGAAUGGACAUUCUGGAGAGUUGCGCCAUCAUGCUACUCAAUCUGACGGACUUUCCGCCACUUCUCUACCUGGACAAGCGGUCACAGCUGAUGGAGUUGCCGUUGGUCUUUGCCGCCACAUUUACGGAAAUGGAGAAGAUGAAGGGGCCCAAGAAGGCAUGUCGUGACGCCUGGGAGCUGAUGCUGAGCAUGUUCCUCAAUGUGCCCAAGCGGGCGAACGCCGCAGGAGCCGGCAGCGGUGCCAGCAGCUCUCUUCAGACGUUUCUGCAGCGGGUGCGACACCAGAGUGUCUUUGGACUGGCUAUUUCAAUGCUGGGAAAGAUGCACAACAUACUGAAAGAUGAUCCUAAUCACGAUCUGAGCUGCGAGUACAUGCAGCUCUGGCCCACCAGCAUUACCAACCCCAACAGCUACAGCUUACGCAGUGUCAGCGAGACGCUGCAGUGGCUGCUCUCGGAAGCACUGAGCCACUAUCCGCAGACCAUCUCCUGGCUGAAGAUGAAGGGUGACCUGGAGCUGGCCAUUGGCAACAAUGAGUCCGCCAUGCGCUGUUAUGUCAAUGCCCUGGUCACCGGCACCGACUACUGCACCAUGCCGUUGCAGCGCAACGUGGCCGAUGACUAUGUGAUCCGAAAGAUGAUCCGAUGCGCCGCCAAUCUGGGCUGUCACAUGCAGGCCACUGUGCUGUGCCAGUUCCUCGAGGAGAUUGACUAUGGCAUUGUCUUCAAGAAUCUCAGUGAGAAGUCAUCCAACUUCACGGAUGCCAUGGAUGCGUACUACAGUUGCAUUUGGGACACAACACUCCUCGAAUUUAUCGUCAAUCUACAUGCCAAGCGAGGAGAGCAUAGUCGCAAAUUGGAGGCGAUCUCAAUGAUGGGCACCUUGGAGCUGAACGCCAACAACAAUGAGGAGAUCAAACGAGAGAGCGCCAUGGUGCGAAAGUCCCGCUUCCUCCGCGCCCUGGCCAAGCAGUAUUUGCUGUAGUCCGUGGCGGGGGCAUUCCCAGCCUCGCCCACAACUAAAGCCACGCCCAAGCCCAAAAAGAUGACCAAUUAGAUUUAAGCCCAAUAUGUUUUUUAUAACUGUAUGAAAGUAGCUUGUAAUAUUAAAGAGUAGCAUUAAGUGUGUAAGGUGGUUAAAUUAAAAAGAAACAUGUUAA